GUGGGGCUCGCUCGGCGUCACGAUCGGGUCUUUUCCCCCAACUGGGCCACCGAGCAAGCCAUGGAAUCCCGCGCCAUGACCACGUUGGGCCUUGCGGGACGGCUCAACCGUGUUCAGGCCAGAGCCUGGAGAACCGCAAGAUCACCCCUUUUGUGGCAUUCUUUGAGGAAAACGAGUUCUCUAGGAGGAAAGUCUGAACCUGCCAAACAAUCCCUUAAGAAGCCAAAGUUACCAGAAGGUCGUUUUGAUGUACCAGAAGGUUCCCAUUUAGAGAAAGAACCACUGGAAAAAUUUCCUGAUGAUGUUAAUCCUGUUACCAAAGAAAAGGGUGGACCCAGGGGCCCAGAGCCCACUCGAUAUGGAGAUUGGGAACGUAAAGGACGUUGUAUUGACUUUUAAGUCACGUAUAAUUUUUCUGAAUAUGUACUUCUGAAUUAACUUAUUUUUUAUUAUUUUAUUUCUUACAUAGUUUAAGGCAUCUGAUUUCUAUAAUGUGUUUAAAAAUAUAUAUGAUGGCUUUGGAAGAAAAUGCGCUACUAUAAAUUGGGAAAGAAAAUAUUUCUACAUUAGCACAUAUGACUUUAAAUCUGUUGAGGUAUGGAAGUGAUUAUAGAGCUGCAAACUUUUACUUCAGCAUUUUUCAGUUUAAAUUAGUUACUUGUAAAAUGAAAAUAAAAUAAUUUUUUAAAUUCCAUUACCAUGUGCUAGGUAACAGUGACUUUUUAAAUGUGAGUUAAAUAAUGCAUUAUAGUUUGAGUAGGCCACAGUAACUACAGAAAAUCUUUUGACAAGGAGCUGGAUUACUUGCUUCAAAACCUGGCUCCACUUCUUACUAGCCAUGUGACCUUGUUACUUACUUUCUGUAUGCAUUGGUAUCCUUAUAUGUAAAUUGGAAAUAAUGAUAGUUCCACUUCAUAGG
Molecule: messenger RNA, 919 nt
Organism: Choloepus didactylus (southern two-toed sloth)
Lineage: Eukaryota; Metazoa; Chordata; Mammalia; Pilosa; Megalonychidae
Product: succinate dehydrogenase assembly factor 4, mitochondrial-like
Exons: 1
Coding region: 61-399 (112 amino acids)
Biological process (GO): mitochondrial respiratory chain complex II assembly
Cellular component (GO): mitochondrion
Source: RefSeq, a predicted model, not a curated record